Molecule: messenger RNA, 3422 nt
Organism: Selaginella moellendorffii
Lineage: Eukaryota; Viridiplantae; Streptophyta; Lycopodiopsida; Selaginellales; Selaginellaceae
Product: probable serine/threonine-protein kinase SIS8
Exons: 21
Coding region: 844-3333 (829 amino acids)
Biological process (GO): protein phosphorylation
Molecular function (GO): ATP binding; protein kinase activity
Source: RefSeq, a predicted model, not a curated record
CCCGAUUCUUCUUUCCAGGGGCGAGUUUCGAUCUUUGUUUUGCUACUAGUUCGUACUCUGAUAAGACUGAUAAGCUCGGGGUCUCUGUUUUUGUCCUUGCGCACAGGGGGAAAUUUUUUGGAGAGAUUGAUCGGUCGGCCAUGAAGAAGGAAAAGAAGAAGACAGACACGCGGAAAAAAGAAGAAUAACGAGAUGGUGGAAACAGCAGCGUAGGCUCGGUGGUUCGUGGUUUUCGUCAACGAAAGAAGGCCCGGUGAAUAGAAGGAGCGAGGAGAAGAAGAAGAGAAAAUAAAAGGAUGAAGAGAGCUCUGAGCUAUGGCGGAGUGGAGGUCGCGAUAGAGACUCCCAAGCGAACAAGAGAGAGAGAGAGAGGAGAGCUGGAGAAAUAAAAAUGGUGGUGGAUGGAUCGAUCUCCAUUCAAGGCUUUUAAUUUCAUGUGUGGAAAUGGGGACAACCCUGAAGUAAAUGCCUAAGUAUUGCGAGUGUGGUGUUUGGCCUUCUCCCGUGUGGCGCAUCGCGGGAGCGCCAUAGGUAGAGGAAAGCGGCGAUCGAUCCAUCCGGGGGCCCGGCGGCGGCGAAUCGAUUCGAGCAUUGGAAUUUGCUCGCGGCGCCAGAUCGCGGGGAGGGAGAGGGAAAAUUCUUGGCGCUAGGCUACGCGUCGCGUUUAGGGGCGCGCGAUUGUGGCUGCCUGCCAGAUCGGCCGAUCGUGAGGAAUCCGCAUUGCCAGUGACGGGAUUCUUCGCUCGCAUCGACAUGGAUCGCAGCUUCUCGCCGUGGAAAGGAUGCCGUCGCCAGUGUUACAGUGGAUGGUUCUUGGAGGAUGGGAAUGCUUAGGCGUUGCCCAUGUCUGGUUUCCUCUCCAAGAUCAAGGCUCGUCUCGAACCAGGCCAAUACUCCACUUUCAAGGAGCCGGGAUGGGUACGAGCAGCGCUGGAGGAAAACACGGACGAGCAACAAGAGGAGUCGGAGGACGCACCGCCUCCUCCUUUGCUAGUGGAUUUGGUGGAGCGGAUGGAACGCGUGAGUCUUGAUUCUUCUCCGGUCGAGCAUGCGGCAGACGCAGUAUCCGAUCGUGACAACUCGUCACCUCAGAACGCGUCACAGGAAAUGUGGGAGCUGGACAAGUUCGACAGCGUGCUGCCGGAUGGCUUUUUCUCGAUCAUUCCCCACGAUAACGCGAAGGUUCGCCGCCCGACGCUUCCUAGUGUGGCGGAACUACGCGAUGCUGAUUGUGCGAUUUGGGAUGUUAUCCUGGUGGAUCCUAGACGGGACAAAUUGCUUGUCAGAUUGAAGGAGCUUUGCCUUGAGAUUGUCAAGGAGGUCGACCCGAACAGUGCAGACGCCAUUCGAAGAGUUGCUGGCAUGGUUGCGGACUUCUAUGGUGGUCCUCUCUUUGAAACAGGCUACUCAAAGGAGAUAAGCUCAGACGCGGGUGUGACUUUGCUAAGUCAAGUUAAAGUAGGUUUGUGCCGUCCACGUGCGCUGCUAUUCAAGUACCUUGCAGAUGCUAUUGGACUAAAGAGCCGUCUUUUGAUGGGUUUGCAACUGGAUUCUGUUCCCAGCACGUCAUUGAUAUGUUCGAAUCCAAGACGACAUUUGACAAACGUUGUGCAUUUAAACGGGAAGGAGUUGCUUGUAGAUGUGAUGCGCCAUCCGGGACUCUUGAGAUCCUUCACAGUUAAAGCUUUAGUCAUGUACCAUAUUUCUGGACCUGGGGAUAGCGAUUCUACAGAGUACGAUUCGUGCGAUUCUCCACUCGAGCCUAACAGUCCUCUUUUUUUCGGUCCACCUGAAAGCCCCUCUCAGAGCGAGCCGGACGUGAACAACCUAUUGUCCCGUCAUAACCGGAGGAAAAGCAUGUCUGAUGACCGUGGGAACAAAUCAAGUCCUGAACUUCCAUCCGAAGUAAAGUAUUUUCAGAGGAGACAUAAUAUGGUGGACGGUGCUCGAAGUUUUCCCUCAAGGUGUCCAGAGCAUCCCCAGGCUCGCCUUCGUUCUUUCCGGCCUAUUAAAUCUCAAGACGGCAGCAAUUCGAGUAGUCCAGAAACCGGUGUGAGAAUACGAGCACCAUCAAUUUUGAGUGGUAGUAGAAGGCUUCCCGAUGAAGAGCGAACAACAAGUACAUCCAGUCCUGAUAAUUCUCCCCAGCAUGAAAAUAUAUCGGUCUCCAACUUUAGGAGGCGUUCUUCGUCAUUCUGCGUUCGAGAAGCUGAAAGAAUAACCAGUUCUUCGGAGACUCGAAGAGUUAGGAAACGAACAAAUGCUCCUGAAAUCAGCGAUGACGUAGUGAGGGUCGUGCGUGCUAUCAACGAGGUAGUUAAACAAGGGAAAAAAGCGAGCGAGCAGGAAGCUCAAGCAAGACUGGAAGAAGCUGUUAGCGAACCGAAUUCAUUAAAGCUGUGUGGAAGUUCAUCUUCUACACAAUCGUUUUCUAGUGAUCCGGCUAGGAUCUCUAGAGAUUUUGGAAAGGAGUGCGGAUCCUCUACCUCAAUCAAUGAACUCCUUCCAAAUCAUCCGAUAAUGCCGUACACAGAGUGGACUAUUAACUUCACGGAGCUACGUAUCGGCAUUCGUAUUGGGAUUGGAUCUUUUGGUGAAGUCUUUCGUGCGACUUGGCGAGGUACGGAGGUUGCUGUGAAGGUCAUGCUUGAGCAAGACCUUACACGAGAGAACACCGAAGAUUUUUUCAACGAGAUCUCUCUCUUGAGCCGGCUACGGCAUCCUAAUGUCAUCUUGUUCAUGGGAGCAUGCACGAGUCCUCCUCACCUGUCAAUGGUUACCGAAUACAUGCAUAUGGGCUCACUCUAUCGCCUCAUCCAUAUGAGCGGACAAGGAAAGAAGCUAAGCUGGCGAAGAAGACUGAAAAUGCUACGAGAUAUCUGCAGGGGGAUGAUGUGCGUCCAACGCAUGAACAUCAUCCACCGGGACUUGAAGAGCGCAAACUGCUUAGUGGACAAGCACUGGUGCGUGAAAAUAUGUGAUUUCGGCUUAUCGCGGCUCACCACCGGGACUCCUAUCCAAGAGACGACUGCCGCUGGCACGCCCGAAUGGAUGGCUCCGGAGCUCCUUCGCAACGAACCCGUCUCCUACAAGUGCGAUAUAUUCAGCCUGGGAGUGAUAAUGUGGGAGCUGUGUACUCUGAAGAAGCCGUGGGAUGGUGUCCAGCCUUUACAGGUCGUACACGAAGUCUCUGUGAAACGAUCCCGUCUGGAAAUUCCUCAAGGCCUCCUUGGAAAGCUCAUCGCUGAUUGCUGGCAAGAGAACCCACAGGAGAGGCCAAGCUACGAUGAAAUACUCACUCGUCUCCACGAGUGUGAGUUUUUGCUCGGCUAGAAAGGAAAUAUCUUUGCUCUCACAGUUUUGGUCCCCUUUUUCCAACAUUGUACAAUUAGUGACGAAUAAUAAACGCGGCAUAUUUUUCA